Molecule: messenger RNA, 1360 nt
Organism: Cyprinodon tularosa
Lineage: Eukaryota; Metazoa; Chordata; Actinopteri; Cyprinodontiformes; Cyprinodontidae
Product: tissue factor-like
Exons: 7
Coding region: 58-1035 (325 amino acids)
Biological process (GO): blood coagulation
Cellular component (GO): membrane
Molecular function (GO): protein binding
Source: RefSeq, a predicted model, not a curated record
AGAAUGAGCCCCCAUGGGCUGCAGACAUGUGGAAAGUAUCAGCAGGCAGAACCCUGAAUGCUCCCCCGGCUCCACCCCUCUGCAGCUCCCACGCUCUCUGCCCCGCCGCAGAGGCAGCUCGCUCUGAAGCACAGCAGCUUCUCCUCUGAGCAGGUAGUUUGGAAAGGAAUCCAGAGAGUUAGCAUGGCCUCUAUCAGAGCUCUGCUGUAUGUGGGAGCGUUUAUGGCCGCAGCUUGGAGCAAAACCACAGGUGGCGGUUCUAUUCCCACAGCCCAGAACGUUCGAUGGGUCUCCAAUGACUUCAAAACGGUUCUGUUGUGGGACAUGGAAGAGUCUGAGUAUACAUGCACCGUCCUGUUCACUGAGGGGACAAAUAACUGGAUAGAAGCUCGCGACUGCAUGGAGAUAUCACACUCUGAAUGUGAAAUGACUGAAUACCUCCUACCGCUGGACAGGGACUAUAAAGCAGAUAUCAGAACCGAAGGUCCAGACGUGAGCUAUGACUACGGCUCAGAAGACUUUCCUCACACCUACAGCAAGACGACGUUCAACCCCUACAGAGAGAGUAAUAUCACUGCUUUGAGCUUUUCUCUCCUGGAUGUUAAUGAGAGUACCGUUUUCCUCAACAUCAGCCAUCCAUUGAGCUUCAGCGGGAGGACCAUCAAAGAUGUUCUUCAAAAUGAUCUCAAGUAUAAAAUCAGUUACUACAAGUCUGGAAGUACAGGAAAGAGGGAGCAGAUUUCCGACUCCAGCAACCCAGUGGUGUCAGGACUGGAUCCCGGACAGAGCUACUGCUUCAUGGUGGCAGCUUUCAUUCCCUCCAGACCCCAAGCCACCCAGCUUGGAGUCUGGAGCACACAGCAGUGCAGGGAAGGACACGUCCUGCAAGAGUUGAGUCUUGGAGCUUGGGUCGGCAUCACCAUCAUCCUAAUAAUAGUCUUCAUCACCUUCAUCACUGUAAUUGCCCUCUGCUGCAGAAAGAAACACAGAAGAAACAGAAAUCUCCAAGCAUAUAAGUCAUCGUCUCCCAUUUAAGCUGCAUGUUGGGAUGUUUUAAGGACAAAUCCAGACGAUUCUCCUAAAGCUGUCAAAAAGAUUAUAGUUAAACACACUAAGAUAUUAAGGGUUGAUACUUAGACAGGAGACUAAACCUCUGGGUGAUUCUGGUUUACAGGAAGAACAGGACUCAGCUGAUAUAGUUGAUACAAGAAUGACCAAUCGCUGUUUUUAUGGUGUGAAAAGCUGUCCUAUGCGCUCAAACGCGAUACUAUUGAUUUUUCAACCCAUACUUUUGUCAUUUUACUGUUUUUUUCAUUUUUAAUAAUUUUUUAUAAUAAAAACCAUCUUUCGCCCACAGUAA